AUGGACUAUCCAUCACCUGAAAAACCCCUUGAGUCCAGGCUGAAUUGGAACGAGACCUCUGGAACGCUCUCAACGCCUCAGAAUCCAUUCCCGACGCCACUUAGCCACUCGCCAUCAGAGGCCUCGGCGACCAAUUUGUCGCAUUUAUUUCAAUUGAAUGCUUCGUCUUCGUCGUCUGCCCCCGGUUCGGUUCCCGGCGCGCCCAAAGUAGCUAUCCCCCGGCUACACCCAGGCGACGUAUCGCAUGGGCGCCGUCGCUCGGCGCGCGCAUGCGAGCCCUGUCGCACGCGCAAAAUCAAAUGUGAUGGUUUGCGACCGUCAUGCGGGCAAUGCGUCUACCACCACCAGCAAUGUUCCUACGAGGAUGUGAAAAGAGUCCGCGACCAGAAGCGAUUGGGAUCUCUAGCGAAGCGAGUCGAGGCGUACGAAGCCUUACUACGAGAUCUGGAAAGUGAGGUGGAUAUGGAGACGGCUCGCAAGAUUAGGAAAACUAUGAAGAAUCCUGGCAAGCCACCGCCGAAGAACGAUGACGGCUCCGAUUCUGAUUCCUCAAUGGGUUCUCUGGAGGCCAUUGAUCAAGUCGACGAAGACUUGAACCGAAAUGAAGGUACGCGUGCUUCCGGUUUCUUUGGGAAGAAUUCCGAAAUCCAGUGGAUGCGCAAGCUGGAAAGUGGUGUGAGUAUGCAGGAUGCGUCGACUUUUGCCCGGCAGCCGCUCGACAGGAUCGUCUCGACUUCAAUGAUGGACUAUCAUUUGGAUAAUUCGGAGAUUCCGUUAAUCGAACCAUGCGAUCCUUUCGCUGUUCCACCGCGUGAAGUAGCCGACAGGUAUUUCCACGCCUUCUUGACUUACGUUCAUCCAACAUUCGGCGCGAUCCGUCUGAGCACGUUUGUUUCCCAAUACCAAAACUUCUUCAACCGCGCAUCGUCUCCGCCGCUGAAAUGGCUGGCGAUCCUCAACAUGAUUUUCGCAAUUGGUUGCCGUUACACUUGGCUCGUGAAUGGCCCUGGUUCUGGUUCUAGCGAGGAAGAUCUGGUCUUUUUAACCCGAGCGCGCCAUCUCGGUUUACAUAGUAAAGUUCUUUUCGAGCAUACCGAUCUCCAGCAAAUCCAGCUGGAACUGCUAGUGGCCAUAUAUCUCAUAUGUAUGGGGCAGGUCAACAGGGCCUCAAAAUUCUCCAACAUGGCUCUUCGCUCUGCGCUAUCCUUGGGCAUCAACCUGCGCUUAACGGAUGACCGAACUGCAGCCGCCGCAAAAGAAGCCAGAGGUCGUCUUUGGUGGUCCAUCUACUCAAUGGAACAUCUUCUCACUUCAAUGACCGGCCGCGCCUCCUGCGUCAGCGAGAACCUCUGUUCCGUCCCACCUCCUCUUCCCUGCGAAGAAGAAUCCUUCAGCCAGCCCGAAGCAGAGCGGCUCUUGCAAGACCCGAAUCUGCGUGAAUCUCAACUGACACCCACCCUAUUUGAAUCCUCCACCCAAUUCGAAUCUCCGGCUUGGAUCUCUUCAUGUGCUCCCUGUCCCUCCCUCUUCUUCAACUACCUCGUCGACCUGAACCUCAUCACCCACGCCCUGAUGAACAAAGUAUAUUCAAUCGAAGGCCUUCGAAAAGGCCCCUCCCAAAUUGAAUACCACGUCUCCAAAUUCGGCACCAGACUAAACCGCUGGCUAGACAAACUUCCCCCAUUCUACCAAUUCACCCUCCCCGAAGCCGGCCCCUGGCACCUCAACCACAACAACCUCGACGAUCUAUCCGCACCCUUCGUCCGCGAUCGCGUCUGUCUGGCAAUGUCUUACUACUCCGCCCGAAUCACCCUCUGCAGACCCUGCCUAACACACAUCCACACCCAAUCCUCACAGAUCCGCUCACCAGAAUCAAGCGGGGCUCCACGCGCCAGAUCCCGCGCCGACACAGCAACAGAAUGCCUCCAAGCUUCCUGCGCCAUGAUCUCCAUCUUCCCAGACGACCCCAGCAUGUCCUGGCUGGCGCGCACUGCGCCCUGGUGGGGUGUCCUUCACUAUCUCAUGCAGGCAACGUCCGCCCUCCUCUUGGGAUUAUCGUAUUGUUCGCAUGCGCGGAUGAAGAGUCCCGACGCGACGCCGGGCUCGCCUGCUACCCCGGCUGUGUACCCGCCUCUUCUGGAGACGGAUAUGAGUACGGCUAUUAAUUCGGCGAGGAAGGCGAUGCAGUGGCUUCAUAUUAUGGCUUCUGUGGACCCGGCGGCGAAGAGGGCGUUUGUGCUUUGUGAGGGUAUUGUGAAGAGUAUUGCGCCGGGGCUUGAUAUUGAUUUGCGGAACUGGCCUGAUGGGUUGGGAUUCGCUGAAGCGAUGCGAGAGAGUCGGGCUUCCAGUGGGAAUGGGAAUGGGAAUGGAAAUGCGUAUGGGUAUGAGAGCACUGGAAGUGGCAACGGAAAUGAAAAUGGAAAUGGAAACGGUAGAGAAAGCGGUCCUGAUAGCGGGAGUGGAAUGGAGGCUUUUGAGGAGUUGGUUGAUUUUGAAGGAGGGGUUUUUUAA
Penicillium brevicompactum is the source of this 2511-nucleotide messenger RNA. RefSeq lists its product as uncharacterized. Gene Ontology annotation, molecular function: DNA-binding transcription factor activity, RNA polymerase II-specific; DNA binding; zinc ion binding. NCBI's taxonomy places the organism in Eukaryota, Fungi, Ascomycota, Eurotiomycetes, Eurotiales, Aspergillaceae. The record is from RefSeq and is a predicted model, not a curated record. Gene Ontology annotation, biological process: DNA-templated transcription; regulation of DNA-templated transcription. Bases 1 to 2511 code for a protein of 836 amino acids. The transcript has 3 exons.